This is a messenger RNA of Hemicordylus capensis (graceful crag lizard), 5830 nucleotides long. It is a transcript of the gene KAT7, whose product is annotated as lysine acetyltransferase 7. The transcript is spliced from 15 exons. NCBI's taxonomy places the organism in Eukaryota, Metazoa, Chordata, Lepidosauria, Squamata, Cordylidae. Gene Ontology annotation, molecular function: histone acetyltransferase activity; zinc ion binding. The record is from RefSeq and is a predicted model, not a curated record. Gene Ontology annotation, cellular component: nucleus. Gene Ontology annotation, biological process: regulation of DNA-templated transcription. Bases 298 to 2133 code for a protein of 611 amino acids.
CAGCCGAGGAGGCGUCAGUCCCGAUUCCAAGAUGGCGGAGUGCCGCUGGCGUGAGGUGAGGUUUGUCUGCGUCACGUGACAGGCAGGACGGGGGUGUGUGUAUCCCCGUCGUGUGUCCCGGCGGAAGAGUGGAGGGAGUCGGCUGAAAGGUCGCAGCUGGAACAGAAGGGAAAGCAAAGCGGCGCGGCCUGGCGCUGGAGAACCGAAGACACGCCAGUCACCACGGAUACAGCCGGAACCAACGCGGCGGCCGGGGCGCAGCCACCCUCGCUGCCUCCGCCGCCUCCUCCACCGAGGAUGUCACGCAGGAAGAGAAAUGCAGGCAGCAGUUCUGAUGGAACCGAAGACUCUGAUUUCUCUACGGACCCAGAGCAUACAGACAGUUCGGAAAGCGACGGGACAUCACGCCAGUCAGCACGUGUGACUCGCUCUUCUGCCAGGCUCAGCCAGAGUUCUCAAGAUUCCAGUCCAGUUCGCAAUCCCCCAUCAUUUGGAGCAGAGGAGCCUGUUUAUUCUACUCGGAGGGUAACCCGCAGUCAGCAGCAGCCGGCACCUGUGACUCCCAAAAAAUAUCCACUCAGGCAAACCCGUUCAUCUGGAUCAGAAACAGAGCAAGUGGUUGACUUUUCUGAUAGAGACACUAAAAACACAGCUGACCAUGACGAAUCUCCACCUCGCACGCCAACUGGGAAUGCCCCAUCUUCGGAGUCUGACAUUGAUAUCUCCAGUCCCAACAUGUCUCAUGAUGAGAGCAUUGCCAAGGAUAUGUCCAUGAAAGAUUCUGGAAGCGACCUAUCCCAUCGUCCCAAACGCCGCCGAUUCCAUGAAAGCUACAACUUCAACAUGAAGUGUCCCACCCCUGGCUGCAAUUCUCUAGGACACUUGACGGGAAAACAUGAAAGACAUUUCUCCAUAUCUGGGUGUCCGCUAUAUCACAACCUUUCGGCUGAUGAAUGCAAGGUGAGAGCACAAAGCCGAGAUAAGCAAGUCGAGGAAAGGAUGCUGUCUCACCGACAAGAUGACAAUAACAGACAUGCCACCAGACAUCAGGCACCGACGGAGAGACAACUGAGGUACAAAGAGAAAGUAGCAGAGAUGAGGAAGAAGAGGAAUGCAGGGCUGACUAAGGAGCAGAAGGAAAAAUAUAUGGAACACAGACAAACCUAUGGCAACACCAGAGAGCCCCUUCUAGAAAACCUGACUAGUGAAUAUGACCUAGAGCUUUUCCGGCGAGCACAAGCAAGAGCCUCCGAGGACCUGGAAAAACUGCGACUUCAGGGCCAGAUCACAGAAGGCAGCAACAUGAUCAAAACCAUUGCCUUUGGCCGCUAUGAGCUGGACACCUGGUACCACUCUCCCUACCCAGAGGAGUAUGCACGGCUGGGGCGCCUCUACAUGUGUGAGUUCUGCCUCAAAUACAUGAAGAGCCAGACAAUACUACGCAGGCACAUGGCAAAAUGUGUCUGGAAGCACCCUCCAGGAGAUGAGAUUUACCGCAAAGGCUCCAUAUCAGUGUUUGAAGUAGACGGGAAAAAGAACAAGAUCUACUGCCAGAACCUGUGCCUUCUGGCAAAACUCUUCUUGGACCACAAGACUCUCUAUUAUGAUGUUGAGCCCUUUCUCUUCUAUGUCAUGACAGAAGCGGACAACACUGGCUGCCACCUGAUAGGCUAUUUUUCCAAGGAGAAGAACUCAUUCCUCAACUACAACGUUUCCUGCAUCCUGACGAUGCCCCAGUACAUGAGACAGGGUUACGGCAAAAUGCUUAUUGAUUUCAGCUAUUUACUCUCCAAAGUGGAAGAGAAGGUUGGCUCCCCAGAACGGCCCCUCUCAGACCUGGGUCUCAUCAGCUAUCGUAGUUACUGGAAGGAGGUUCUUCUCCGUUAUCUGCAUAACUUCCAGGGCAAAGAGAUCUCCAUCAAAGAGAUCAGCCAGGAGACAGCCGUCAACCCUGUCGACAUUGUUAGCACUCUGCAGGCACUUCAGAUGCUCAAGUACUGGAAGGGCAAACACUUGGUUUUAAAGAGACAGGAUCUUAUUGACGAAUGGAUAGCCAAAGAGGCCAAAAGGUCCAACAGCAAUAAAAUCAUGGAUCCCAGCUGUUUGAAAUGGACCCCACCCAAGGGAACUUAAUUUGACCGAUCUCUCCAAGAAGCACGGAGACGCACAUCCCCCACCUGUUGCUGCCGCCGCCGCCCCCGUGAUCCAUUUCCUUCCCCAGCAUUAGGAACUGCCCUCGGGAUCUCGGAUGUGUCAUUGCUGUUGGUACCAAACCCCCAUUCCAUUUCCAGGAUGCUCCGUUGUGUGCUCUCAGGAUGCUCUGUUUUGUGCUUGGGUUUGUUUUUGAUCCCACCCCUUUGUACACAUGGCAGAUUCUGCUUCUGAGGAAUUUCUUGGAUUCCAGCCUUGGCACGAUUGCAAAGAUUGGAGGGUUCCGGAGCCAGUGCGAACGUGGUCCCAAGAAGGGUUUGCAAUACCUUGUACUGUACCUUCCCAUGAGUCACAGUCUUCUUGCCCAAAAGGUUCUAUUCCUCCCAUCAUUUCUUAGUUGUUACAAGCUGCUACUUCCACUGCAGCCUUCAAUAGCCUGGUCUGUAUGCGCAGCAGAAUGAGGUGGUGGAGUGGACUGUACUGCUUCAAAUUUCAGGUGCAGCUGACAUUUUUUAAAUGCUCUCGUGUGUGUGUGUGUGUGUGUGUGUGUAGAUAUAUAUAUAUAUAUAUAAAGAAGUUCCCUGCCAGCAGAAAACUAGCAUAGCAAGGAGAGAGGGCUAUAAUCAACUCCCCUUCUACCCUGGUAGUUUUCUACUUACAGGGAAUUUUGGAAUAUUUAUAUAACUAGGGGACCUUUUAUAAAAUGACCCCACCCUCCCCGCAAAUGGUACAGUUCAUUCUCCCAUUCUGUUGCAUGUGUUGAUCUGGUCUCAGUGUAGAUUCAUCAGAUGAUCUCCACCAAUCUGGUGUCAAGACACAAAUGGAAAGGAUGCAACACUUGUUGGGCUCCUGGGCUUUCUCAGGAUCGACCGUUUGUCACUCCCAUCCACAGGUCUGAACACCACCUGGACCUUGCCAUAGGGUCUAUGCAAAUUUCCUCCGUAGAGUGCUCCUCUUUCUCUCAAAAGGGGGCAAUAUAGGUAAGAGAAUGUCCAAAGAGCUCUGAUUUCAGAGCAGGGAAGAGCUGUUCCUUUGCUUCCGAUUCCCUGCCUUCCAGAAUUUUAAAUGAUAGCUUUGUGCUGGUCCCUUGCAAGUGUGGAUGGCUGACAGACUUUGCAGCCAGCACGGCUAACUUCCUACAGAGUGUGUGUGCAUGUGUGGGGGUAUCCCCUGGCAAAAAGGGUAUCAGUUCAUCUACACUGCUUACAGUGUCUCGGUGGUGUCGCCUGAUGUUUGGCCAAGGUUAACUUCUUCUGCAUACAUUCUGACCACUGAUAUAUUUGACCAGUUGAUUGAAUUAACUUUCUCUUGGUGGGAGGGGAGAUUGCAAGAUCAGCUUCCUACCUUUUUGAUAUCCUGUCUUCCUGCCACCUUGGCAUUUCUCGCCACUGGGAGAAAUCUUCCCGCUCCCACGAAAGCAAUGUCUACCACCUGGAGGCUGCUCCGUCUGUCAGUUCACUCUCUCACAGCAGCUUGCCAUGCAGAUUUGGCCCUUGUUGGACCUGGAGUGGUGAGGCCACCAGAGCUGGUGGUUCUGGACCAGUGGGGCAACUUGUCACAAUUUGAACGGCUUGCCAUAAGGGGUAGCCUCCACAUGUUGGCAUUUAAAGUAGCCACCAUAUCAUGGCUUGUUUGAAGGCAAUGCUUCUGCAUUUUUUGAACCUUCUCUGUUAACAAUCCUGGGCUGAGGGUUCUUUCCCACCACCACCCUUGUUGUCAUGAAUGGCUUAAAAGGAACAUGUAGGGAAGUGGCUUCAGCCGUGUAUUUUCCUGAGUUUUUGCUGUUACAUACAAUGAUGAGGAGAGUCACCAAGGGCAGAUGGUCUACAGGGCUACUGAACUGUGGCCCUCCAGGUGUUUUUGGACUACAGCUCCCAGCACCCCCAGCAUAGUGGCCCAUAGAGAUGAUGGGAGUUGUAGGCCAACAUCUGCAGGAGGGCUGAAGUUGAGUAGCCCUAGCAUUUGCAUCCCUGAAAUCUCUCAAUUUUACAUUAUGGUCUUACAAAAAUGGUCCUACAACGUAAGGUCUCCCAAGGAUAAUACAAUUAUACCACGUUUCAGGAUGCCUCAAACUACAUGUGGAUAUUUGCCACAAGAUGACUUCCUCCUUAGAAAAUUGUGAAGAAAGUCCCUUCACAACAGCCUCGUGGAUGGACCCAGACUUUCAAAGGGGUGUGUGCACAUAGCCUCACAUCUUCUUGGAUGUGCUUCUUAUCAGUGGGAGCUUAUAACUCUGUUAAGUGAUUAUAACUCAAAAAGCUGGGGUGAGAAAAUCAACCUGCAUGCCUGUUAUUUGCAGUGACUACCCGACCCCUGGCAGAGGUGAAGGAGAGAGGAAGAAGCCGGGUCUUGCAUGGAGAGGCUUAUGAGCUGCCCAUUAUAAAUCAAUCACCUGAUUAUAUAAUGAUCAAUCACCUGAUAUAAAUCAGGUGCUGGUGGCACCUUGAUAUGGCUACCUAGCCAUUUACGUCACAGUUCACCUUUAAAGAGCAUGGGGUAAUUACCAUCUCACACUUGUUCCCAUCAUUAAUGGAGCUCCAUCAUUUAUGAAGAAUGCAAAUCCUUUGAACCAGAGUUUUGAUCGAUCUAUCAUGAUGUUGAUAGAGAUCUACCACCAUCUAUAUAAAGUCGCUGUUUUUAAUACAACAGAUUGUUGGAUGGGUCCUCCUUGCACUUCCGGUGAUUGCAUUCAGCCUUUUGGCUACUUCUUGUGCAUAAGAGUUGCAGGAGUACACUCCCACAUUUGGAAUAAAGCAGUCUGCUCCCCUGAAUCCUGAGAUGCUGUUACACAAAGCUGCCUGGAUUCCAGUGUGCACGUCAUGGGCCCCAGGCUAAGAUGGUGGGUGGGAUCUGCAGCACAACCUCAGAGGCCAGAAAAGGACAUGGGGGGGCGGGGCGGGUCAGCACGAAUAGCAUCCUGCCUCCCUGCACCACCCCAUCCCAGUUAGAUUGUCUUCUAGUUCACCAUUCUUGGGGAAGAAUUUUUCUUCAGAGCAGUUCUCUUGAUGUGACUCUUUGGACUUUGCAAACUUCCAGCCCACGAAUACAGUGUUUUGACCUGGUUUUGGAUUGCCUUAAAAUGGGGAUGUGUGUCUGUGCUCUGCGCCUAUAUCCGCUCCAAUCAAGUGUCGGGGUGAGCUUCUUUUGUUGUAAUGUUUGGUGCAAUCCCCUUUCAUGCUGCGCAAGGUGAACACCCAGGAAGGGCAUAACAGCAGUCCAGCUGCUAUGCUGUUGCCUUUUGUGUCUGGUGUCCUCGCCUGCAAAAGACAUGCAUGGAGUGUCCACAGCAGCCUUCAUUUUAGCAGGACUCUAAACGUACCUCCUUUUGUUUGGAAUAUGAGAGUAUUGUUCAGAGCGGAUCCUUUUCCAGCACAGAUCUUUCUGGAAGUGCUCCUGUGGCUGGUUCUCUUGCAUUUUUGGUUUUGUCUCUUCACUGCCAUCCGGAAUCUGCCAAAGUUUAUAUUUCUGUGCACAUUACUGGCAACUCUCAUCCAGCACCCUCAGCUUCUAGAUUGUAGCCAAUGGUGGGGUGGCUCUCUCUCUUUCUCUCUUUUGUGGGGAGGGGAGGGGAGGGGGAGGUUGGCUGUUCUUGUACAGAAGCAAAUCUCUCCAUUUCCUGGAUAUGUUAGAAUAUGCUACCAGUGUAUCUACUUCUCAAUAAAGCAUGUUCUCUGCUCUA